GUUGAAGUUGCUUUUAAACACAGCUUUUCUUCUUUGCCUGUCCAGGUAGCUUCUGUUUUCAUAUCAGUCUUAAUGAAAGCUUUUGGGUUUACAGAUCGAGUUACUUUUCAAAGCAGCUGAAAACUGAACCGAAUGGGGAUUGAGCUGCUCUGCCUGUUCCUGCUACUUCUAGGAAGGAAUGAGCUCGUCCAAGGUGGUUGUGCCUGGGGCGGUGCAGAGACCUGCUCAGAUUGCUUGCUCACGGGACCUCACUGUGCCUGGUGCUCCCAGGAGAAUUUUACCCACCCGUCCGGAGCUGGCGAGAGGUGCGACACACCUGCAAACCUUUUGGCCAAAGGAUGUCAACCGCCCUUCAUCGAAAACCCUGCCUCCCAAAUAGAAAUACUUCAAAAUAAGCCGCUGAGCGUGGGCCGACAGAGAAACAGUUCUGACAUUGUUCAGAUUUCUCCUCAGAGCGUGGUUCUUACACUGAGGCCAGGCGGUGAGCAGACCGUGCAAGUGCAGGUCCGCCAAACGGAAGAUUACCCAGUCGAUCUGUAUUACCUCAUGGACCUCUCGGCCUCCAUGGAUGACGACCUCAACACAAUCAAAGAGCUGGGCUCCCGGCUUGCCAAAGAGAUGUCUAAAUUAACCAGCAACUUUAGACUGGGCUUUGGAUCCUUUGUGGAAAAGCCCGUUUCUCCUUUUAUGAAAACAACACCAGAGGAAAUCACCAACCCUUGCAGUAGUAUUCCCUACUUCUGUUUACCUACGUUUGGAUUCAAGCACAUUUUACCGUUGACUGAUGAUGCUGAGCGAUUCAAUGAAAUUGUGAGAAAACAGAAGAUUUCUGCUAAUAUUGACACACCCGAAGGUGGAUUUGAUGCAAUUAUGCAGGCUGCUGUGUGUAAGGAAAAGAUUGGCUGGCGCAACGACUCACUCCACCUCCUGGUCUUUGUGAGUGAUGCUGAUUCUCAUUUUGGAAUGGACAGCAAGCUAGCCGGCAUUGUCAUUCCCAACGAUGGGCUCUGUCACUUGGACCACAGGAAUGAAUACUCCAUGUCAACAGUCUUGGAAUAUCCAACAAUCGGUCAACUCAUUGAUAAGCUGGUACAAAACAACGUGCUCCUGAUCUUCGCUGUAACCCAGGAACAAGUCCACUUGUAUGAGAAUUAUGCAAAACUCAUCCCUGGGGCGACCGUGGGACUGCUUCAGAAGGACUCUGGGAACGUCCUCCAGCUGAUCAUCUCUGCUUAUGAAGAACUGCGGUCUGAGGUGGAACUGGAGGUAUUGGGAGACACAGAAGGACUCAGUCUGUCUUUCACGGCUCUCUGUAACAAUGGCAUCCUCUUCCCCAACCAGAAGAAAUGCUCCCACAUGAAAGUUGGGGAUACAGCAUCCUUCAAUGUGACCGUGAGCAUAUCCAAUUGCGAGAAAAGAAGCCGAAGCCUUAUCAUAAAGCCCGUGGGGCUAGGGGACACCCUGGAAAUCCUUGUCACCGCAGAAUGUGACUGCCACUGCCAGAAGGAAGUAGAAGUGAACAGUUCUAAAUGCCACAACGGGAACGGCUCCUUCCAGUGUGGGGUGUGUGCCUGCAACCCCGGCCACAUGGGCCCUCACUGUGAGUGCGGCGAGGACGCGGUGAGCAUGGACUCCUGCAAGGAGUCCCCGGGACAACCCUCGUGCAGUGGAAGAGGUGACUGCUACUGUGGACAGUGCAUCUGCCACUUAUCGCCCUACGGGAGCAUCUACGGACCUUACUGCCAGUGCGACAACUUCUCCUGCCUGCGACACAAAGGCCUGCUCUGUGGAGAUAAUGGGGACUGUGACUGUGGCGAAUGUAUCUGCCGGGAAGGUUGGACAGGAGAGUACUGCAACUGUACAACCAGCAGGGACUCAUGUGCAUCUGAGGAUGGAGUGCUGUGCAGUGGACGUGGGGACUGCAUCUGUGGCAAGUGUGUCUGCAGGAACCCUGGAGCCUCAGGACCCACCUGUGAACGCUGUCCCACCUGUGGCGACCCUUGUAACUCUAAGCGAAGCUGCGUCGAAUGCUACCUGUCUGCAGAUGGCCAGGACCAAGAGUGCAUGGAGAAGUGCCAAGCCACCGGCGCCACCAUCAGCGAGGAAGAUUUUUCAAAGGAUACUUCUGUUUCCUGCUCUCUACAAGGAGAAAAUGAAUGUCUUAUUACAUUCCUAAUAACCACAGACAAUGAGGGGAAGGCCAUCAUCCACAGCAUCAAUGAGAAAGACUGCCCCAAACCUCCAAACAUCCCCAUGAUCAUGUUGGGAGUGUCGCUGGCUAUCCUGCUCAUCGGAGUCGUCCUACUGUGCAUUUGGAAGUUGCUGGUGUCAUUGCACGACCGGAAGGAAGUCGCUAAGUUCGAAGCAGAACGAUCAAAGGCCAAGUGGCAAACGGGAACCAAUCCGCUGUACAGAGGCUCCACCAGUACUUUUAAGAACGUGACCUACAAACACAGGGAAAAGCACAAGCCUGGCUUCUCCAUAGAUGGGUAAACAGACCUCCUUCGGCCAGGGGAAAGUCAACUUCACUGAUGUUAAAGGUUAAUGCACUGCUUGAUUUGCCUUUCUUUGUUGACUUAAGAUAAUACUAGGUCAUUUGGAGAUCAGGCAUUCUCAGCUUGAAGGUGAGACACUGUUGGCAGGUUCAAAAGAAUCAAGAGAAGAAUAUCCUAAGUGAAGAGGUGAAUUCAAGAUCGCUUGAGGAAUAUGAACCCUGUUGCACUGAUGCCUCAAAAAAACAUCAUCAAAAUGGUUCAUGGGGACUUGAUUUGCAUUUGAAAAAUGUUCAGAAUUAUAAUCUCAUUUGCUUCCUAAAUCCAGCUACCUAAAACCUUUGUCUCCACAAAGUCACCGAGUCCUUAUGGUUCUAUUCUGUACCCACACUGACUGCUUUUUCUAAACAUGCAGAAAAAUCUCCCAUUUCCUGGAGGAUUUUUGUUUGUUUGGUUGGUUGGUUUUUUAGUUUUGGUUUGGGGUUCUUUGAGACAGGGUCUCUCUACAAAGUCCUGGCUGUUCUGGAAUUGACCAGGCUGACCCUGAACUCACCAAGAUCUGCCUGCCUCUGCCUCCUGAGUACUGGGAUGAAAGGUGUGUACCACAUCAUGCUAGGCAAUUUUUUUUUUUUAAGUACGAGAAAUGAGAUUCUGGUUUCUCAUCCACAGAAAGAAUACAGUUCUUCCUGUAAUAUCCCAAGUGAAAGAUUGAAAACUAAAUGUUAGUAAUUGCCUUAGAUUUGUUCACUUACAAGUUAUUUACACAAACAAGUGUUUUGUUUCACAGAUGAGGAAGGAGUAAUUUAUAAAUUAUGUUGCUAGUAAGACUGAAGACAGGGUCUAAUAUGCUCAGUUUCACUCUUGUCCCCAAGUCCCCCCUCCAUCCUUCCAUAUUUCUUAAUUGUUUCACCCAGCUUCACAGUCUUCAAAACUCCACCUUUGUCAUAUGAAAGUGUCCAUUUAAAAAUAACUCAAAGUGGUUAGCUUAUCAAAAAAAGUUUCAGGACUAUAAAAGGAACCUUGGGUAAUAGAAUAAAAGGUCACAUGACUUUACACCCAGCAUGUCCCUCAUGGAGUCUGGGCUUCCCGUAGGACAUUGCCAUCCCGUCCACACCACCCAGCAUUCACAGCCCAGCUUCACGGGCUGAAUUUGUCACCCACAGGCUCUAAAAAGUAAAAACCACUUACAAAAUCUACACCGGCAGUCAGCAAUUCAGUAGCAGAAUGGAGAGGAAGUCGCUGGAGACUUUUUGUUUCUUCUGGUUACUGCUGCAUUGCAAAGCUCUUUGCUCUCGCUAGAUCUCCACAGAGAAGCUCAGAGCGUAGGCGGAAGAGCCGGGGACAGACUCUCCAUCUUCUAACGCCAAGCCUUUGCUCUCCCUACUGCCUUAAUACUCUUUUGUCAGUAAAACGAUAGAAGGCUUGUGUUAGUUAUGGCAUAACUAUCUUAGUUUGAAAGUCUACUGACACGAAACAAAUAGCGCUUAGGUCCCUGGUAUGCGGGCCAGUUGCUAGAUUUUUGCGCAUUGUGGAUAGUCACGUGACUGGAUAAGUCACGUGAAACCAUUCACUAGAUGAGCAGCUUCUUCAGAGUGGCGGCUUCAUGGUCAUCCACUGGAUUGUCAACUUAGUCUCAAAGUUCCUUCACUCCUUCCCGAUAUGUCUGUGUAUGUUUUGAUUGUCUGGAGUCUUUCUUUUCUGGAUUUUUUAAAUAACUCAGGUAAAUUAGUCAGUUAGUACACAGCUAAACCUAAAAGAAAAAGCUGAAUGAAUCUCCUUGGAUCCCUGAACGACCCAAUAAUAUGGCACUCCCAAUAAUACGGCAGCACUGCCCCCAUUACACAGGGCUGUGUGUGCUAUUUUUGCAUUACUGCUGAAAUGAGACUUUAAAACAUAGAGGUUUCUUUCACGUGUGUAUUAGGAAGAAUUUUUCUUUCCCUAAAUACCGUUUUGACCUGAGGCAGGACCUUGAAAAGGCCAAAACAUUGCCAGUAGUGCUUCUGUUCACUGAAGAGUUAUGUUACAUGAAGAUGAGAUGGUUGUUUUUUUUUUAAGUGGUUUUAUUGUAUUUUGCAUUGGCAUAA
Messenger RNA from Microtus oregoni (creeping vole), 4576 nucleotides. RefSeq names its product integrin subunit beta 6 (gene Itgb6). Gene Ontology annotation, cellular component: focal adhesion; cell surface; integrin alphav-beta6 complex. The transcript is spliced from 16 exons. Gene Ontology annotation, biological process: cell migration; integrin-mediated signaling pathway; cell-matrix adhesion. Lineage: Eukaryota; Metazoa; Chordata; Mammalia; Rodentia; Cricetidae. The coding region runs from base 133 to 2493 and encodes 786 amino acids. The record is from RefSeq and is a predicted model, not a curated record. Gene Ontology annotation, molecular function: integrin binding.